Molecule: messenger RNA, 279 nt
Organism: Dictyostelium discoideum AX4
Lineage: Eukaryota; Evosea; Eumycetozoa; Dictyosteliales; Dictyosteliaceae
Exons: 2
Coding region: 1-279 (92 amino acids)
Source: RefSeq, a predicted model, not a curated record
AUGGCAAUCUCUUUCAAAAAGUUGGAUCAGAUCUUGAAAAAUGCAUGGGUAUUGUAUUCACUAAAACAUCAAGAAAAAAUUAUUGACAAUUUAAUACGUUGUGAUAAAGCUUCAAUUUUUGCAAAACCAAGUGAAGAUGAUAAAAGCUAUGUUCCACCAAACCAAAAUCAAAGAGAACUUAUUAAGGAAAUGAUUAAUAGUCUUUCAUAUGUUUCAUUGCCAGAUAAUUUAUUUCAAUUUCAUCUCAUUCACAAUUUAUUGGAUUUUCAUUUAUGGUAG